AUGUUAGUAAAUUCAAAUAUUACUAAUUUUAAGCCACAGUCAACACCAUCAUCAACUCCAAAUUCAGCUAUUUCAUGUUCAUUACAAGACAAUUCAACUCCACGUUAUAUUCCCAAUCAAAAAGAAUAUAAUUUGACUCCAAAACUAGAUCAUGGUUAUGAAAAAGAUGGUACUAAUAUUGAUUUACCUUUUGAUUCGGAAUUUUAUCAAUUGAUAUUAAAACUUAAAAAUUUGUUAAAAGGUAAAGGAUUAUCUUCAGAUGAAAUAGAUAUUGAAAAAUGUAAAAAAGUAAUGGAAAGUUAUAAAUCUAAUGAAUUUGAUUGGGGGAAAUUUGCAUUACAUGAUUCAAGUAGAAAUUAUUCAAGAAAUGGUAUUAUUAAUUUAAAUGGUAAUGCUAACUUAUUAAUACUUGUUUGGUCACCAGGUAAAUCAUCAGCUAUACAUGAUCAUGCUAAUGCUCAUUGUUGUAUGAAAAUAUUAAAAGGUGAUUUAAUUGAACAUUUAUAUGAUAUACCUAAAAUUGAAGGUGAAAGUAAAUUAAUAUGUAAACAACAAACAUUAUUAAAAAGGGAUGAAGUUGGUUAUAUAUCUGAUUCAAUUGGAUUACAUAAAAUUUCAAAUCCAAAUAGUGAUGUAAGUGUAAGUUUACAUUUAUAUACUCCACCUUAUGCUUCAUUAUAUGGUUGUUCAAUGUAUGAAGCGUCAAAUGGGAAAAAACAUCAUGUUGAUAUGUCUAAAUAUUAUAGUUGGCAAGGUAAAUUAAUAAAUGAAAAGAAUUCAUCAACUUGUUAG
This is a messenger RNA of Insectozyma verbasci, 792 nucleotides long. Lineage: Eukaryota; Fungi; Ascomycota; Pichiomycetes; Serinales; Debaryomycetaceae. The record is from the annotation of a GenBank genome assembly.